Episyrphus balteatus (marmalade hoverfly) is the source of this 1057-nucleotide messenger RNA. RefSeq names its product lipopolysaccharide-induced tumor necrosis factor-alpha factor homolog. The transcript is spliced from 3 exons. Bases 334 to 870 code for a protein of 178 amino acids. NCBI's taxonomy places the organism in Eukaryota, Metazoa, Arthropoda, Insecta, Diptera, Syrphidae. Gene Ontology annotation, molecular function: zinc ion binding. The record is from RefSeq and is a predicted model, not a curated record.
ACAAACUUACCAAAAGAAAAAACGAAAAAAAUAAAAGUUAAUCCAAUGAAAAACAGAAACAAAAUUAUAAUAUUUUCGGAGUUGCUUUUAAACUUCCUCCAUUCCACAGAUAUUCACUUUUUUACUGACAAAAUAUGGCAAAACAGAUAGAUCGAAAAAAAAACCUAUACAAUUACCACUCUCCAAGUCAAGUCAAGCUAUUUCGGAUUUAGUACCUGUUCGUAGUUCAUACGCAACCUAUAGAUCCGACGAAUCCGCCGCAUUCGUUUUUCACCAGACUGAGAGUAAUUUAUUUAAACAAAGAUCAUUACAAUAGUAUAUAGAUAGUUAGAAAUGGAUCAAAAACAUUCCAUGAUGUAUCCGAGUUUGACUGGUCGACCGGGACAGAGUGGCGGUGAAGUGUCUUCAUCUACGUCACAUCGAAGUGAGGAACCACCGGCGGAAGCCCCACCAUCGUAUGAUAUUGCAAUGGGCACUGAUGCAGCUACUUCAGCUGCGAGUGCCCCAUAUCCAACACCACAUAUUGGCUUUCAAAGUCCAAAUUCUACAGACAAUAGUGGUCUGGAAAGUUACACCGUAAAUCCAAUACAACAUCCCGUAUCGGUGGAAUCACCAGAUUCGCUGGAACCUAUCAAAUUGGGACCCAGACCAUCAAAAAUUACAUGUCCCGAAUGUGGAGAACGUCGUAGGACCCGUAUGCAUUUUACAGCCAAUCGAAAAACUCAUAUAUUCGCAUUGGUUCUUUGUCUUGUAGGAUGGUGCUGCUGUGCAUGUAGUGUACCUUAUUGCAUGAGGAGUUGUAAGACUGGUCAUCAUUACUGUGCCAAAUGUAACAGGUUCCUCGGUUCAUACGACCGGAACGAGUCUUGAAACGAAAUGUGAAUCAAUUUUUUUUUUAUUUUUUGUUCUGUUUUUCUUGCUGUAAUAUUUUUUUAUAAACAAAUAAUUAUAAACGCGACGAAUUAAUUACGUUGCAAAGAGAACGUAAUGUGUGAAUGAUAUGUGUAUAUAAAUGUUUAACUCUAUAAAUGUGUCUAGUGAUAAGAAGCAAAAUAAA